AUGGCUAGCCCAAUGUUUUUGAAGUAUUCAUGGCUCGAUUUUCUUUUCUCGGUAGUCGGUGUGUGUACCUUCUUGUUUGACGUGGGAUCCGAUAUUUGGGUCGCUACGGAGUUCUACUCGCGUGGGGAUUUCUUCUGGUUCGGAGUUUUGAUCGGCCUUAUGGUCCUGUCUUCGGUCGUGGUCCAGAUGUUUAGCUGGUUCUGGUUCAAAUACGACCGCGAGCUUGAGGGAUUCGAUGAGCAAACUGCCAAUCAUGUUGUAGUGUAUUAGGAUUAUGUCUUUGUUAAUGUUUUUAAGUGGAACCUGAAAGGAUGUUUAUUUAGCAGAAAGAGAGCCGGUUUUAUUGUGACACCCCGGAUAGGAGUCUGUGUGUUGUAGACAGGGGAUUGGACAGUAGAGGGAGCCACCCAUAUCUUGGGAAGAUUAUAUAUACUGGGUAAAAACGACGAAGAAGUUAGAGCGGCCAUUGCAAUCUGGGACGCCGUUCUCCGGGUGUCAUGACACCUGUAACCUCAUGCUGAAAUCUUGUGAUAUGAAUAAAACUUAUGAUCAAAGGUUCAGUAUGAGCGGACUCCUUUGUUUAUCAGCAAUAGUUGCCAGCAUUGACCCGAUACUACAAUGUCCUCUUUGGAGGCUGUGUCAAACUUUCAUUCCUGCUACAUGUACUUCAGCUCGGAUUCUUUUGCAGGUACUGUAGCUAGAUUUUUAUUUUGACACUUGGAUUGCAUGCACUUGAUUCUCAUGUGGACCAUCUUUGUUAACUACACCUGGUUUAUCACAAUGUACUAGACAAAGUAGUCUAAAAACACAAUCUACAUUGAUUGGGAAAUACAUUGUCAUUGAUUUAUUCUAUGGCUACAGUGUAGUUCAUAAUUCUUUAUUAUAAUUUGGUCAUAUUAUAAUAAUAGCUAUAAUUUCCUCUGAAGUUUUUAUGUAGCCUAUGAAAUUGAUUUCCUAAGCCAUCUAUCCAAAAAAAGAGAAAUACAUGUCAGGGAGUUCACAAUAAGACAUGAUGUGCUGCAUGCUAUUUGUGAAAUGUAUAAUUUCCUCUUAGUCUUGUUAAUACUGAGGCUCACGGAGCAGCUCGUGGACAGCUAAUAACAAUAGACUUAGGUAACUUGAUGGGUUCUACAUAACUGACAGUUGUGUCAGCAAGAAAAGCCAGUCAUUGGACUGCACAUAUAAUGUAAUAAGUGCAUAAUAACACACAUGAUAGUUCAUUGGGAAUUCAAACUAUUUGGGCGAAGGACAAGAAUGAUCCUUACAGCUCAUGAUGCUCAUAUUUGUAUAAUUUUCUCUUUGUGGUGUGAACACUGAGGCUCACGGAGCAGCUCAUGCGCAGCUAAUAACAUUUGACUUGUGUGGAAACCAUCAAGUUACCACUCGGGGUGUGUCAGGUAUGUAAACAUAGCCAGUAGGCUCUGUCUUGACAUGCUCACUCCCCACCUACACAGAUAAGUGGAUUUUUAUUUAUUUUUAUGGCGUAAAUAGACCUAUGUCUGCAUCCGGUUCUCUGACAAUGAUCGGUGUCUUCUGGUUUAUUGCCGCUUAGUAACACAAGAUGGGAAUUCAAACUAUUUCGGUGGUACAAGGACCAUUCAGCUCAUGAUACCUCCCGAGUGGCGCAGUUGUCGUGCCACUAGAGAUCCUGGUUCGAAUCCAGGCUCUGUCGUAGCCGGCCGCGACCGGGAGACCCAUGGGGCGGCGCACAAUUGGCCCAGCGUCGUCCAGGGUAGGGGAGGGAAUGGCCGGUAGGGAUGUAGCUCAGUUGGUAGAGCAUGGCGUUUGCAACGCCAGGGUUGUGGGUUCGUUUCCCAUGGGGGGUAUAAAAAAAUAACGUAUGCACUCACUAACUGUAAGUGGCUCUGGAUAAGAGCGUCUGCUAAAUGACUAAAAUGUAAAUGUAAUGAUAGUGCUCUGUUCCGCCAGCUUUACUCCCGACCUACACAGAUGAUAAGUUAGCUAAGUGGAAUUUUUUUUGAAUGAUGUCCAUGUGUGCAUGUUCUAUUGUCCUUGGCAGGUGUUUCCUGUUUAAUGCUGCUCCGACUAACAGACAGUGUUUGUCCACAGAAACAUCUCAGCCAUAUGGCAGGGCUUCCGUGUGUUGUGGCGGUGGAAGCAGUGCUCGGGGUACGCCGUGUACCUGACCUACGACCUGAGAAUGCUGCGCCUCAUCGAUGACCUUCUGUGAGAGCGCACCGCAGCUCACCCUCAUGACCCACACCAUGCUGCACACCAACAAGGCUAGCACUGUGCAGUGUGAGUUGCUGUCACCUCGACACCUGGGGUUCGUUACAAAAAUGGCACCCUUUACUUUAAUUUAAAAAAAGGUGCCAUCUAGAACCUUAAAGGGUUCUUCGGCUGUCCUCAUAGGAGAACCUUUUGAAGAACCCUUUUUGGUUGCAGGUACAACCCUUUUGGUUCCAGGUAGAACCCUUUUGGGUAACAUGUAUAACCCUUUCUACAGACUUCAAAAAGCAUCGCCCAGCACUUCUAUGUGUUCAACGAUCUUUGGCCUAUCAACUUCCUCUUGUCAUCUCUUUUGUAGGUGUGAGUGUCAUGGCGUCAACUACUUCCAUACCCUGGAUGGUGGUGGAGUACCACCGCUCCCUGCGUUCCUUCCUCCCAGACAAGGCCAAGCAAGGCUGGAUGGUGGUGGACUACCACCGCUCCCUGCGUUCCUUCCUCCCAGACAAGGCCAAGCAAGGCUGGGGUUCCGCCUUGGUCUACUUCCUGUGGAACCUGCUUCUCAUCGCCCCGCGCGUGGCAUCAGUCGCCCUCUUCGCCACAGUCCUGCCCUCCUACGUGGCCGCCCACUUCCUGCUUAUCUGGCCAGUGCUGGUGUUCUGGGUGUGGAGGCAGGAGACGGACUUCAUGGACAGCGCCAGCGGAGAAUGGCUCUACCGGGCCACCGUAGGUCUCAUCUGGUACUUCAGCUGGUUCAACGUGGCGGAGGGAGGGACCAGAGGGAGGAGCAUCAUCUAUCACUCCUUCAUGGCCACGGACGGAGGGAUCCUGCUGGUCACAUGGUGGUUCUACAGAGACCCGGUCCUGACGCAGUCCUACGCCCCCAUCCUGCUGGCCACUCUGCCCCUCACCUACCUGAUGGGGGUCCUGUUUAAAACCCUCUACUACUGCUGUUUUCACCCCACGCUGUGGAGCCCCCCCGUCAGGGAGAAAGAGUUAGAAGAGGGGCUGCCUGAUGGUCAGGAGAUGGUGUUCAGAACCAUCGGCCCCCAAACUGGCACUCCCCGGUUCCGUAACAAGAGGAUGGCAAGCCAUGCCACUCACUUCUACUCCGAGGAGGACACCAGACAGCCCAGUAGGACAACCGGGCCCAAGGCCAACACUGUUGUCUGA
Coregonus sp. 'balchen' is the source of this 3360-nucleotide messenger RNA. The record is from the annotation of a GenBank genome assembly. NCBI's taxonomy places the organism in Eukaryota, Metazoa, Chordata, Actinopteri, Salmoniformes, Salmonidae.